Bolinopsis microptera is the source of this 2298-nucleotide messenger RNA. RefSeq lists its product as uncharacterized. The record is from RefSeq and is a predicted model, not a curated record. Lineage: Eukaryota; Metazoa; Ctenophora; Tentaculata; Lobata; Bolinopsidae. The transcript is spliced from 13 exons. The coding region runs from base 2 to 1729 and encodes 575 amino acids. Gene Ontology annotation, molecular function: cysteine-type endopeptidase activity. Gene Ontology annotation, cellular component: lysosome.
AAUGAGACUGCUGGUGCUACUCGCUGCAGUAGCUCUGGCAUCAGUUGCAGCUAUGAAAGGUUGUCGAGAUGCUAAAGCGUCGUUCUCGAGAGGAGAGAAGAUAACCUCACCCUUACCCCACCAACUGUUAACAAAACACGAGCUUCCUACCAGCUGGGAUUGGGGCAAUGUUAACGGAGAAAACUAUCUAACCGCCACCAGGAACCAACACAUCCCCAUAUAUUGCGGUAGUUGUUGGGCUCAGGGCACGACAUCAGCUCUGAGUGACAGGAUCUCCAUAAUGCGCAACAACACGUGGCCUAGGAUCCAGCUGUCUCCUCAGGUUCUGGUCAACUGCAGGGGUGGUGGUAGCUGCGAGGGAGGUAACCCGGGCGCUGCACUGGAGUACAUUGAGAGUAAGGGUAUUCCUGACGAGACCUGUCAGAACUACGUGGCAAAAGACGGCGAAUGUGAGCCACUGGGUGUAUGUGAGACAUGUGAUCCUGAAACUGGAUGCCACCCAGUUGAGAAGUAUGAUAACUACAAAGUUAGUCAGUACGGCAGUGUUAGAGGUGCUGACAGGAUGAAGGCUGAGAUAUACGCUAGAGGUCCCAUCGGGUGCGGAAUCAUGGUGACAGACAAGUUUGAGAAUUACACAGGCGGGAUCUACAGCGAGUUCAAACUCUUCCCCAUGAUCAACCACGAGAUUUCUUUAGUCGGAUGGGGUGUAGAGGACGGUGUUGAGUUCUGGUGGCUCAGGAAUUCCUGGGGAUCAUACUGGGGAAUCAACGGUUUUGCUAAAGUGAUGAUGCACAAACACAACUUGGCACUUGAAACUGAUUGCACGUGGGGCGUCCCUAGCUGGGAACAAGUUUCUCAAACCGCACCAACCGUCGAAAAGAAGAAGCCCAAAUACCACUCUAAAACCUGUGUCGUGAAAGACCCGACAGCGAAGACUCAUGUUAAGACACCGCAACCUCAUACCUACCUUAAAGUUGAGGACCUACCUAAGGCAUAUGAUCCGCGAAAUAUGGGCGGUAAAGACUACACCACUGUUAACAGGAACCAACACAUCCCAGUUUAUUGCGGAAGUUGCUGGGCUCACGGCACUACCUCCGCUCUGGCUGACAGAAUCAAGAUGGCGAGGCGGGGAGCGUGGCCAGAUAUUAACCUGUCUCCUCAACCCCUAGUGGACUGCGUCCGAGCUAAUGAUACUGCAGGUUGUCACGGAGGGGACCCUACCGCAGCUUACUCUUGGAUCAUGGAGCAUGGGAUCACGGACGACACGUGCAGUAUUUACACCGCUACAGAUGACCAGUGCGAGCCAAUCAACAUCUGCAAGAACUGCAUGCCCACCCAGUUCUAUCCUGAUCACAUUGAUUACAAGUGCUGGGCUGUGACGGAGUAUUACACGUGGCACAUCACCGAGCACGGGCAAGUGGCCGGAGAAGGAAACAUGAUGGCUGAGAUAUCCGCCCGUGGUCCGAUUGCUUGCUCGCUAUGCGUUAACGACAAGUUUGAGGCGUACACCGGGGGAAUCUUCAACGAUCCGGACGGAGACAAGUGUGCAAAUCACGAGAUCUCGAUAGUUGGUUACGGAGUUGAUGCCGAUGGUACAAAGUUCUGGAUUGGAAGGAACUCCUGGGGUACCUACUGGGGUGAAGAGGGCUGGUUCCGUAUUGUCAGGGGUGUUGAUAUGAUCGGUGUGGAGGAUUCGUGUGACUGGGCUGUUGCCAAGAAAACAUGGUAAACAUACCCCAUUUGAUGCUGAUAUUAUCGAGUCUUGAACAAUAGUCGAUAUAAAAUCCGUUAAAUUGAUUUUGUUUGACGGAAUGAAAACUAUGUGAAUAUCUUCGGGCCUAAGGUGUUCAAUUUAUGUAAUUUUCUGAUGUGACCCUCUGAUCUUUCUGGCCCUUGGAUUCAUGAUCAUUGAAUUGUGUGAAUUAAAUUGUUGAGCAUCCGAGUUUCAAUCGGUAAAAUUAACGAUCUGGAUAUUGGUGGGUAGGUCAACCAUUUUUUCUGACACGUGACAGUGAUAAAGCAAUCAGCUUCCAAUCAAAACCCGGGAUGACUGUCACGUGUCAAAACAUAUGUUAAUUUCCCCACCAGUAUCCAGACCUUUAGAUAUGGGAUGAUUUUAUUUAUGAUUAACAUAUUUGCGAUAUAAUUAAUGCUAUUUGUUUUAUAUUAUGUUUUGUACGUAAUAAUUUGUACGUUUUAUAGGCGGGUUCCUACAAGUUGAAUAAUGAAUAUAAUGUGAUUUGUAUACAGCUUAGCUGUUUAAUUUUUGUACUCAAAAUAUUUAAUUAUUUUCCUCAA